UGAGCACACAAAAAGAUGACAUUCUUUAGGCUGUGCAUUGUCCUCAAUUUGGCGCUUGCAGUUUAUUGUAUUCCAGUACCACAGAUUCCUACAGAAGCUGAGAGUCUGGCAGAGGGUUACCUGCAGAAGUUCUUCAAUCUUACGGAGGAGAGUGGCCCUCCGUCCAGACGGGGGAUUAGUCCGCUGAGCAGGCGUCUGAGUGAGAUGCAAAGAUUCUUUGGUUUACAAAUCACAGGCACGCUGGAUGCGGACACCUUGGAGAUGAUGAAGAAGCCUCGCUGUGGCGUUCCCGACAAUCAUUUUGCCAGAUUCUCCAUCUUCGGAAACAACCUCAAGUGGCAGAAAAAUAGUCUGACAUACAGGAUAGAGAACUACACACCAGACAUGUCCCAGUCAGAGGUGGAUGAUUCCAUAGUAAGAGCUCUGGACGUUUGGGCCAAAGUGACUCCUCUUAGAUUUACUCGACUCUACAGCGGCACAGCAGACAUCAUGAUCUCUUUUGGUCGACAAUCGCAUGGAGAUUAUUACCCCUUUGAUGGCCGUGAUGGAACCCUGGCCCACGCCUUCGCUCCAGCGCCUGGCAUUGGUGGAGACGCCCACUUUGAUGAUGACGAGACCUUCACUUUCCGCUCUAAUUCUGGAUAUGUUCUCUUCAUGGUAGCAGCCCAUGAGUUUGGUCACUCCCUCGGCUUGUCUCAUUCUGAUGACCCCGGGGCCCUCAUGUACCCCAUGUACUCGUACAGAAACCCAGACACUUUUCUUCUGCCCCAAGAUGAUGUCAAAGGCAUCCAAUCUCUUUACGGUCCAAAUACGGAUCCUCAUAAGCCUGGACCUACACCCCCCACCACCCCUGAUGCUUGCGACUCAACCAUGGUUUUAGAUGCUGUCGCCACUCUGCGUGGAGAGAUGCUCUUCUUCAAAGACAGGUUCUUCUGGCGAAGCUACCCUCAGAGCAGAUCGCCUCAGCAAAGUCUCAUCACCAGUUUUUGGCCCAACGCUCCUGCCGACAUCGACGCUGCUUACGAGAGUCAGCAGUCAGACAAAAUCUACAUCUUCAAAGACCGUCAAGUGUGGGCUUUCUCUGGCUACGAUCUGGUCCGAGGCUUUCCCAAAACACUCAGCAGCUUUGGUCUGCCUAGAAGUGUGAAGAAAAUCGACGCAGCUUUAUAUGACGUGCAAUCAAGAAAAACUCUGUUUUUCGUCGGCAGUAAUUACUACAGUUUCGAUGAGGCUGCGAACAGUGUGGACUAUGGGUUCCCCAAACUUAUUCAUCAGACCUUUGCUGGCCUGGAUAAAGUGACGGCAGCUUUCCAGUAUCGAGGUUUCACAUACAUCUACAGCGGGCCCUACAUGUUUGAGUACGACUUGAAGACCGGGAGAUUGUUCCGCGUGCUGAGGAACAGCUACUUCCUGCGCUGCACCAACUACUAUUUGCGUCUCCCUCCGAUGCGGGACCUUCCAGAGGACCCGCUGACAGCGCACUCGGACACGCCCCCGCCCACGCUAAGCGCAGCACGCCCACUCAGCGACAAGCCUGCACUCAUUUAUCAAUCUGCUCACCUGGUUCUGAUGAGGGCAAGAUCAAAAAAGGACCAAUGGACCCAAGGAUCGGCGAGGGAACUUAGUUCUCAUAUGGUGAACCACGUAUUCUCUAUCUGCAGGACAAUAACUAUGGAAGCUCCAUGGACUGUCAAGGCUGUCAUCAUGAUGGUGACGAUAGCAGUGUGUACAGCUGUGCCUGCCGUCCUCGACAGCCAAGAGGAUGUCGCUAAAGCCCAGGAUUACCUUUCUCAGUAUUUCUCUGAAGUGGGCGUCAGUGAUGGUACCGGGACGUGGCGUAGUGGACUUGACUCCUUCACAGACACCCUGAAAAUAAUGCAAGAGUUUUUUGGCCUGGAGGUGACAGGACAGCUUGACUCAAACACCAUGGAAGUGAUGUCUCGCCCUCGAUGUGGUUUCACAGACUUGGACAAAUACAAAUACGGCCACUUUGACGGUCAGCCCAAGUGGGAGAAGAACGUGAUCACUUACAGGAUAACAGACUACACGUCGGACUUGAGUGAAAGUUACGUAGAUGCUGCCCUUGCCAAAGCCCUGCAGGUCUACAGUUCUGUAACACCUUUGGAUUUCAAGCAGAUUACUAGCGGCACGGCCGACAUCAUGAUCAAGUUCAAGGCUGACAAUCAUGGAGACUUUGCUCCUUUUGAUGGUCAGGGUGGUGUCCUGGCACACGCCUUUUCCCCUGGAGAGGGCAGAGGAGGCGACACCCAUUUUGAUGACGAUGAACUCUGGACUCUAACCUCAUCAGGAUCUAACCUUUUCUUGGUGGCAGCCCAUGAGUUUGGCCAUGCGCUUGGUUUGUCACACUCCAAGCUUCCAACAUCUCUCAUGUACCCCACCUACCAGUACACCGACACAGAUGGCUAUGUGCUACCCGACGAUGACACGCAGGGAGUGCAGGCACUCUACGGAGUCAGAUCGUCGUCACAACCAACAGUUAAUCCUGAACCCCAACCUGGAUCACAGUCUGAACCUUCUCCAAAACCUGUUCCGGACAGGUGCAGCAAUAAUUUAGUUUUUGAUGCUGCAACCUCCAUAAACAAUUAUCUUUAUUUCUUCAAAGACGGCUAUUUUUGGAAGAGGAGCAGCAACUGGGAUGGUGUCACUACAAGGAAAAUAAGUUCCAUCUGGCCUGGAAUUAACAAAGUGGACGCUGCGUACGAGUACAAGAGACGCAACAUUGUUGUACUAUUUGAAGGGAACCGCUACUGGCAGGUCCGAAGAAACAGCGUUUUACCAGGUUUCCCUAAACCUCUCAGCGACUUGGGCUUUCCUUCAUCAGUCACCAAGGUCGAUGCUGCCGUCCAUGUAACGUUUUUGGGAAGAACCCUUUUCUUUGUGGACAACAAGUACUGGAGUUACAGUGAACGGAGAGGACGAAUGGAUCGUAGGAACCCAAAACUUAUUCGCACAGAGAUUCCGGGGAUUGGCUACAGAGUGGAUGCUGUCUUUGAGAACAGAGGGUACCUGUACUUUUCCUAUGGACCCAGGCAGACACAGUACUCUUAUGUGAAAAGGAGAGCAGUUCGUAUUCUGAAAAACAACGACUGGAUGGAUUGCGAUUGAACUUCUUCACGCAUUGGUAUGUCUUUGAUUUACAGCAGUGCCGGUGUUCUGACGAAUCGGGCUGCUUCGUCAAAAAGAGCUUCCCAACGCUACUGAGCAUGUGCACCCAUGCGCAUCAAAGCUUAAGUUUUCCUUUAAAAAAAAUCCAUCCAUUUUUCUACCGCUUGUCCCUCGCAAAACUAGUUUAUGUAGACUUUGUGCAGACUUACCGUGUGUAGACUGUGUCACUCGCGCUACAAGCAAGUGAUUCUUUGAAAUUAUAUUUCUUUCAUUGUGUUUUCUGACCAGCAUGUAGACACUUUCAGAAUGAGAAAAAGUAUAUUGAGGCAAAUAAUAAUAACCUACAUUUUCCUUUUCCUCACCGUUAUUUAAACAGGAAUAGCUACAGAUAGCUGUUUUUGUCAAAGCAGCUCGAUUCAACAGAACACUGGCUCUCAGCUUUUUGUGGCCUUAAACAAGAUUUUUUCUUUUUUUGUGCUUUCAUAUUACUCACAUUUGAUUUUAUAAGUCCCGCCCUGAAAGGCUCCAAAUGUCACUACUUUUUUAAAUGGUCACAACCAGGGACGUAAUUUGGUGGGCAAGGUAGGUGGGACAUGUCAUCUGACUUUUUUGAAAGGCAGUUUCGGUUCCCUGCCCACCAUAGGGUUGUAUAAGGCACUUUGUUGUUUGUUUUUUGCCAAUCCUAACCAUAGAUUGUUUAUUGUAAAUAUCUAUGAGUUCUGACUUUUAGCCAUUUAUGCGGUCUAAGAAGGUCUUAAAUCAGGCUUGGGCAAUUAUUUUGACUCGGGGGCCAAAUAUAGAGAGGAAAAAUGUGUCUGGGGGCUGGUAUAUCAAUCUGUAGGAAAACUAAUGCAAAACCUCACAAUAAAGUCUGAUUGAAUGCUAAAAAUGUUUUCACAGACUGCCUUAAAAACGGAAUGGAAUUGCAUUUUUUCUAUGAAAUAUAAAACCCUGAAUAUUGAGAACAUAUGAACGUCACACCCGCUUUCAAUCUACACAUUUUACAAUCAAGCCAAAUGCAAAAAAAAUGCAGCAAACACAGCAAAAUAUGAACGUGAAGGGUAAAAAAACAAACAACAUCUACAGUCUAAUAUAUAAGACUGUAUCACUAAGCUUUAGAACUUUCUUGUAAAAAUCUCCUUCCACGUCCGUCCCUGAGACACACAUUUCAGGCUGGCCGUUCUGGAAAAGCUCUGUGGAAACGCUCCCCACCCACACUGCUUGGUGCCUCGUCUGACCUGCUGUGACGUAGAUUACUAUAGUAAGUAGUAGGGUUGUACGGUAUACGGGUAUUAGUAUAGUAAAGCGAUACUAAUGAAUCAUAUUCGGUACCAGACCGCCUCUGAAAAGUACCGGUCCUCCACAUCCUAAGAUUUUUGUUAAAAUAAAGCCAAUAAUGCAAUUUUUUCUGGUCUGCUUUAUUUAGAAAAGUAUGGAAAAGUACCAAAAAGUAUCAAAAUAGUAUUGGUAUCAGGACAAGACUAGUCACUAAAUAUCAUGGAAAAUCGCAGAUUCCAAUCAUUGAAAUAUGUUGUAUUGUUCAAAACUUAGGGUAAUUUGAAAACCUCACUACACAUCAUAAUGGCAGCGACACUUUCCAUCUUAAAGAUCUAAAAAAAAUAUUUGGGAAUGUAUUUGCCCAGGUCUGUCUUAAAUGAACCCAAAUAGUUCCAGUGGUAAAUGAGGUGCCCAAAAAAGUCCCAAAUGAACCCAUGGAGCUUCAGAUUUUUUGGGUAAAUGUUCAACCUUUUGGAUGAUUGAGUCAAUUUUGGGGAACUUGGGGAUCUUUAGAGGUAAUAUGAACCUUUUUGGGGUACUUCUGGACCUUUGGGUAUAUUGCUUCGCUGGUGUGAAAUUAUUUUGCCAAAGUUAAUCUCUGACAUGUUACAGACAUAUGAACCAUUUUGGGGAUUGGUCUCAUGCUGGUGUCCAGAAUCAGGACCAAACAUGGUGAGGCUGCGUUUCAGUUUCACAAUCUGGAAUGGUAUUCUUGAAAAUGUGAGACAGGCAGUGUUGGCAAUGUUCAAAUCCAGGCUGAAAACAAUUGUAUUUAAUUGUGCAUAUUACAACUGAGAGUCUGUUCUCAACACAUUUUGAGUGUACUGUAAUUGAAAAAAUAAUAGUAUUAUGAUUUUAAUUUGUUUUUCAUUUGAAUUAUGUUGACUUUUACUUGUUUCAUUUUCAGUUUUGCCUUCUUGUAAUUUUCUGUACAGCACUUUGAAUUGCGUUUUGUACGAAUUGUGCUUUCUAAAUAAACUUGCCUUGCCUUGC
Molecule: messenger RNA, 5397 nt
Organism: Nerophis ophidion (straightnose pipefish)
Lineage: Eukaryota; Metazoa; Chordata; Actinopteri; Syngnathiformes; Syngnathidae
Exons: 21
Coding region: 16-3126 (1036 amino acids)
Biological process (GO): extracellular matrix organization; collagen catabolic process; proteolysis
Cellular component (GO): extracellular matrix
Molecular function (GO): metalloendopeptidase activity; zinc ion binding
Source: RefSeq, a predicted model, not a curated record